This is a messenger RNA of Hemiscyllium ocellatum (epaulette shark), 6867 nucleotides long. Its product is annotated as ADAMTS-like protein 5. NCBI's taxonomy places the organism in Eukaryota, Metazoa, Chordata, Chondrichthyes, Orectolobiformes, Hemiscylliidae. Bases 564 to 2213 code for a protein of 549 amino acids. Gene Ontology annotation, molecular function: metalloendopeptidase activity; protein binding. Gene Ontology annotation, biological process: extracellular matrix organization. Gene Ontology annotation, cellular component: extracellular matrix. The transcript is spliced from 13 exons. The record is from RefSeq and is a predicted model, not a curated record.
UACAUACAUGAGACACCCGGAAAAAAAAAUCUCCCCUUCCCGGGAAUUUUUUUUUGUCUGCAAGAAGUGUCAAAACUUCAACAUUCAAACGGCCAGCGUUGUUUGGAAAUAUUCUAACUGAACAGAACCAGCAAAUCAAAACACCUACCUGUAUGUGUGUGUGUGUGUGUAUGUGUGGGUUAGUUAAAAAGAUCAGCACGAGUGACCAGGAAAACACGUGUUUGGAUUUCAGAAGGAGAGGAAUAUUCUGCAAAGGAUGAAGCUUGGAGGGAAAUUACUAAUUAUUAAGGAACCGUGGGGAAAUCUUUGAAAAGGAGUCGCUUGGGAGGGCAUUUAUUUCAAUGACCACGUUAAAUUUCUCCAAGUUUCAAUGCUGUAAGAGACAGUUCGGCUCGCAGUUAAUUUCUGGUGAAUAUCAUAAAUUCACCGCCCCUGACAGCUCAGUGUCCGCCAGGAGCGAGCUGCAAGUUUUGGGAAUUGUCAAUGUUACGUGAGGCGAUCGGUUCUGAAGAUUGGAACACCCGGCGAGAUGACAGCCCAAGAUAAGUGUUCAUGCUGAGAUCAUGCGAGUGAGAUCAAGCAUGUUCCGUCUGCCCAGCUGGAGAUGGUAUUGCUGGAAAUCUUGGCUGCUGGCUGCGUUGGUCCUGGGAUGUGGAGCCCUCUACAGUGCUCAGACUGCACCUCAAAAGCUAAGAAGAUCUCAAUGGCUGAACAGAAUGCGUCAGCGCCGUCAGAUUUGGUCCAACGAGUGGUCGCCGUGGGGCAGUUGGAGUGCUUGUUCCAGUACGUGUGGUGGGGGAGCAUCUUUCCGGACCAGGAGGUGUCUGAGGUACGUGAACACAAAGGAUUGCCCAGGGGAUCUGAGACAGUACAAAGUUUGUAGUGUUCUGGACUGUCCUCCAGGAUCUGUCGAUUUCCGAAAGAUGCAAUGUUCACUCUACAACAACAAGCCGAUCCAGGGCAAUUUGAUGAACCACCAGUGGCUACCAUUCUAUGGGGCUCCCAAUCAAUGUGACCUCAACUGCCUUGCCAAAGGGAAGAAUUUCUACUACAUGUUUGGUCGUGUACUAGAUGGGACAAAAUGCAGCCCUGACUCAUCGGAUAUGUGCAUUAAUGGGCAGUGUCUGAAAGUAGGUUGCGACAAGAUCCUCGGCUCAAAGGCCAGAACGGACGUCUGCGGGGUUUGUGGAGGACGGAACGACUCGUGCAUCCUGGUCCGGAGAGUUUACCGCUCAGCGUUCCCCUCCUCUGGCUACUUUGGUUACAAUAAUGUAACUGUGAUCCCAACAGGAGCCACGAACAUUAAAAUUACAGACAACAGCAGGAACUACCUAGCCCUAAUAAAUGGCAAAAAUCACUAUGUGAUUAAUGGGAACUGGGUAAUAGACUGGCCUGGAGAAUAUGAUGUCGCUGGCACCAAAGUACUGUACAAGCGUUCUUCUAGUAACCAUGAGACAAUUGAGGCUACAGGACCAACAGGAGAGGACCUCCACGUGAUGGUUCUUCUACAAGAGGAAAACUCGGGUAUUGAAUAUGAGUUCUGGCUUCCUAAUGAGCGCUAUAGCCAUUACCAGGGAGGACACAGUCCACUGAGGCAGCCUGAGAUCGCUGUUAUAGAUGCCGACCAUCCUCUCAGUUACCUGCCCUGGACCCAGACCACAACAGCUUCCACUACCACCGUCACCACGACUACCACCAGCCCAGUCAGAAAGCCAGUCGUCUACCCAGGCUGGGUACACCCUGCACAGCGAACACCAGUGCAUCCUCCUCAAGUUGAUCAUUUUCAAAAUGUAUUACCAAGGGAUCCCAUCCAAUCCACCCGCCAUGAACCCAGUUACUGUAGAAAGUGUAAGAAGUCAAAAGGAAAAUCUCAAAGGAUUAAACAGUACUGCCAGAAAGACUUUGUUUUUCGUGGAAGAGUCCUCAGCAAGGCAAUUGUGGGGUCGGAGACUCGGUACGAUGUACAAGUCAGGCAAACGUACAAGAACAAAUAUCCCAUUGUCCACAGGGAAUACAUCUGGGUGCCAAACACAUGUGACUGUCCAUAUAUUCUAGAAAAGCGAGAGUACAUCAUGAUGGCAAAGCGACACGUGAACUUUGAGCAAACGCUGAACCGAAUUCUACUGGAACACAACAGUUUUGUCAGGCUCUGGCAGCCAAAGGAAGACUUGAUGCUACGAGACAUAGACAAAUAUUGCCACCGGUACUCAUAAAGCAAAGUCUAACAUGUUACAAAUAUUUUACAACUCGGUCCAAUAUUGGAUAGUAUUUGGGAAGAGCCCAUGACAUUGCAAUAGAAAACCAUAUCAUUCCAUCAAUUAUGUGCAAAUCUCCUGUUAAGCAACCACUCACAGCUUAUAAUAAGUUCCUUUUUCUAAGCCACCAAGGACAGUACCUGGAAGGAGUUAUUUGGAGAUGACUCUGUGGGUCAAGGCACUGAAUUGUCGGAAAUGAGUUAAUGUGGCCGCUUUGUCCAUGCUUAAUUGAAAUGAAGAAAUAUGUCUUCAUAUUGAAAACAAUUAUUGGAAGCUUUCAGAAGUUUAUAUGUGGUCAGUCUGAACAGUGUCUGGUUUUUCUGUAAGGAAUGUUCUCUAUGAUGAACUAUUUGAUGUGCAAGGUGCCAUGAUGUCCAAUUUUGUUGAUGGUAACAGAAUCUAUAUUUUUAAACAAGUCAACCCAAUUUUACAUUAUUGUGACUGGAGCACAAUAAUAACUUUUCUGCUGCACCUUGGAAGUAAUGCACUUCAUUAUUUUGUAACAAUUUCUCUCCAUGUAGUUGGGACAUCUAUUCCCUGAAGGAUGCUCCCAGGUUUGGACAGUUUUACAUUGCAUGAUCCUAUGUUAUUUUAAGGACAGGCAUUCUGUAUUAUACCUGGCAUGUUCUGAAUUUUGGGUGACGUAUUAGUAAAUGCCAAUUAUUUUUUAUCAUUUAUUUAAAUACAUAUAUUAAGUAUCUCACUAGUAUACUGACACUAAUCACUUUGCAUGGUACAUUAUGUAUCUGAGCAUCAAAGACAUUUUAAAGAAUUUUUAUUGUACACUGCCAUUAAAAUUGGCAAACAUUAAUUACCUUGAAUCAUUUCACCUCUGACAUUCACUAAUGCUCAACCAUCUGAAACUUAUGAAUAUCAACUAAAAGCAAAAUCUGUAAGGUUACAACAGGAUGUUACUUUACCUGACCAAUGACCUGUAUAAUGAAAACUUAACAGAGGAUUUGAAAGUAAUAAUAUUAAAAAAGUAAAAUAUUAAACAAACCAUUUAUAGAAUUGGAGAAGCUACUUAUUCAGCAUUACUUCAAGGUGGGAAGGUAUUUAGUUGUUCUGUAUCACUUCAUGUUAACGUGCAAGGUCACUUACAUCAGUAAUGAAAACAUAAAACAUUUCAUCGCUAUUGUCCACCUUGCACUGAGGAGUAUUGGAUCAAUGACAUAGAUGUAAAGAGAAGCAAAAGAGAAUCUAGUAAACAGGUAAAGGAUGAAGAGGAAGCAAGAGCAGCAUGAUGUCAGAACAUAGAGGAGGACAGAAAGCAAAGAUUGUCACUGAUUGUUCAGUGAAUCAGGGGAACAGAUCAUCAGAUAAAACACAGAACAUGUGAAAUGUAGGUGAUUACUGCUAAACCAGGAAGCAUGACAAAAAGAAGUUUAGAAUGGGAGCAUUAUGGGGCACUUUGCAAUUCAGAGUUCAUUAAUAUCUGUAAAGGGAGGACUUCUGAUUGUCCUAGCCAGAGCAGGCUGGCUUUGUAACUUGGUCCGCCUGAAUAUAUUCACCUCUUUCUUUUGGAGGUUAACUGGGAAGUUACACUUAUGAUUCUGAACAAAUGAAGGAUUUCUGUUCCCUGAGCGCAAUUCUGAAGAAGAGUCAAACUGGACACGAAACGUGAACUCUGUUUUUCUCUCUCUACAGGUGCUGCUAGACCUGCUGAGUUUCUCUAGCACUUUCUGUGUUUGUAUCAAUAAAGUAGAAAUUUUAGAAUUAGACUUAUUGUCAUGUGUACUCGAGAACAGGAAUAUAGUGAAAAGUACACAAGUGGCCAUUUUGUGGUGCCAUUUUAGAACACAAAAGACAAGAUUAGAAAACAGAUGCAGAAAGAAACAGCCAGAUCACUCCCCUGCCUCUGCCAUGAAUCCUUGCUGCCAGGAAAACAAAGAGACAAAGUCCAUCCCUCAGUCUAUGAACACUCAGAUGCCCUGAGCCCUCCCACACACCCACCCCCCAACUUCACCAUCAGGCACCAGGGCCCAGCCAUGGCCUGGCACCAUGCCAGGUGAGUUUCUCCGGUUAAAAAAUGAGGUCUGCAGAUGCUGGAGAUCACAGCUGCAAAUGUGUUGCUGGUCAAAGCACAGCAGGCCAGGCAGCAUCUCAGGAAUAGAGAAUUCGACUUUUCGAGCAUAAGCCCUUCAUCAGGAAUAAGAGAGAGAGAGCCAAGCAGGCUCAGUUUCUCCGGUUGUUACACAUACUGACCUCAGAAGCAAAUGAGUGACAAUCCUUUGGCCUUUGCCGUUUAAUUCACUGUCACUUCUCUCCCAGGAAUCUCAGAUUUCUAUAGUUCUGAUGAAGGGACAUUCACCUGAAACAUUAACUCUGUUUACUGUCUCAUUGAUGAUCACCAGUUGGCUGGAUGCAUCCAGCAGUUUUUAUUUUAUGUAGUAAAAUUACUUCUGUUCAGUACUUCGGGUGUAGUAGUAACAGUAUUCUGAAAACGUACUGCUGGAAUAUUGGCCGCAGACAAUCUUCCAUUGUUUUUUUAGAGCAUUGAUAUUGUAACCAGAACUUAGCAUUCUCAGAAUUAGGAAAUUCCAACAUUACUGAUGCCAUUUCUGAGGAAGGGUCACUGAACCCAAAACAUCAACUCUGAUUUCUCUCCAUAGAUGCUGCCAAAGUUGCUAAGCUUGUUUAGCAAUUGCAGUUUUUUGUGUUGAUGCUAUUGCCCUCAGAGGGUAAAAAAGAAAAUGCAUAGUUCGCUAUUACUUACAGAAAGAGAGAAUUUCCGCUCAUUAUCAUAAAAAAAUUCAUUACAGUCUUUUUAUAGUAACAGUAUUAUUCUUGGAUUAGUAAACCAGGAGUGCAGGUUAAUGCUAUCUGGGUGUAGAUUCAAAUUCCUCCAUGGCAGUUGGUGGAAUAUAAAUACAGCUUUAAAAAAGCUAGCCUAGUACUGGUGACUCUCUAAUAAUGUUAAAAAUCCACCUGGUUCACUAAUUCCUUUUAGGGAAGGAAAUCUGCCGUCCUUACCACAUCGGGCCUGCAUCCGACUCCAGACUCACAACAAUGUGGUCGACACUUAACUGUCCUCUGAAAUGGCCUAAAGACCAUCUCAGAUCAAGGCCAAUUACAGAUGGACAACAAAUGCUUGUCUUACCAGCAGCACCCACCUCUCAUUAAAUAAUAUAAUCUUAUAAUAUUGCAAUUUCAAACCGGUUGAUUUAGUGGAAAGUUCCAACCCCUCCUAAUGUUCCUCAAAACAGCAUGCAUCAGCAGAAAUGUUUAUACCUCAGGCCUAGUCCAAAGAAUCCAUCUCCAAAAAAAACACAAAGACCUGAUAUGGAAACAUGGCUUGAGUUACUAAAGAUAAACCAAGUCGUAGCUAGAACAUUAAAACCGGAUACUGAACUUGAAUUUCCAGGGAAUUGUGUUUUUUUUCAAUUUACUUGUUAAAGAUAGAUAAGGCAAUGUUGCCAAAGAUCAAGUUUUAUUUGUUUUUACAUGUGUAAUAAAAGGGAAAAUGUGCUUUGACCAAAUAUACUUCAAUGGUGCUCCAAUGUAAUGUAAUCUUUAAAGUCAGAUUGAGACUCUUCAUUUGUUCAUUUUAAUCAAGGAAUAUUCUCAGACUGUGCCUCUGCUCAUCUUUUUAAGUUAAAAAUCACACAACACCAGGUUAUAGUCCAACAGGUUUAAUUGGAAGCACUAGCUUUCAGAGCACCACUCCUUCAUCAGGUGGUUGACAGUCCAACAUGCCAGUCCAACACUGGCAUCUCCAAAUCACAUCUUUUUAAGGAAUUUGUCACAUUCAGCUGGAAACAGUCUGAGACAACCCUUAUUCAAAUAGCAGGCACUGUAACAUCAGCAAGUGUUUCUUUGAACAUGCUUGUUUUAAUGGAAAUAAAGUGAUAGCAUGUAGAGAGUUCACAGUGUCUGAUUGAGGGACUUAGUAUUGCAAAAGGAAGGUGAGAACCACCCACAAUCAUUUCUGUGUACACCCCUACCUCACCAUCUCCAUCCUAUGAACUUCCUCCUACCACCACUCACCUGUGCCUGGGCCCAUUCUCAAUCCUGUGCCUCAGGUGGUAGAACUUCCAGCUUCUGUUAGCCAGUAGAUCUCCACAGCUGAGACUUUUGCUCCUCUGGUCUUUGAUCCCAGGUGUGGUCGACUUCCACCCCAAAUGACCAUUGGCUCUGUUUAUUUGGAGUUCAGUUACAAGAUUCCAAAGAUCCUAAGAACAAAACUAAGAGAACACUAGGACAGCUAUGAAAACUACAUGAGCAAAAGUAAUUGAACUCUCAAAUUCCCAAACCUUUUCCCACUGUGACCCCAUUUUGAGGGUUGAAAAUUGUCACAAUACCUCUUAGUGAGGGAAAUGUGUUAGUGAGAGCUAGGGCCUGUUAAAGAGGGAAUACAGCUGUUAUGACUUAGUUAGAAUUCCAGGUUGGACAUUACUGCCUCAGAGCUCACAUCCCCAAACUUUCAGCUUGCAACCUUACCUCCCAACCAGACAUAUUGGGAGCACUGAUUUAAGAGUGUAAGAGUCUAUAUAACUUAUGGGUGGUUUAACUAUCCUUCCAUGUACUGUGAUAGCAUAUUCAUGACUUGUAGGUGCAUUGGUAUCUUGCAUAUUAUUAAAGAGCUAAUUGCUUUUGUGUUGGUCUGCCACAA